Messenger RNA from Haliotis rufescens (red abalone), 1517 nucleotides. RefSeq names its product chitobiosyldiphosphodolichol beta-mannosyltransferase-like. NCBI's taxonomy places the organism in Eukaryota, Metazoa, Mollusca, Gastropoda, Lepetellida, Haliotidae. The coding region runs from base 86 to 1465 and encodes 459 amino acids. Gene Ontology annotation, molecular function: mannosyltransferase activity. Gene Ontology annotation, cellular component: endoplasmic reticulum. The record is from RefSeq and is a predicted model, not a curated record. The transcript is spliced from 13 exons.
UGAAGUUGACACGUGUUUUCGUGCAAUCACGUUGUUGAAAGAUUUAUGGGUCUGGGACUUUGACGUUAUGUUCAGUUUCUGAAUAAUGUUAUAUACGUUCCAACUUUUGUUUUGGUUUCCGUUUAUAUUGGUAUUUCUAUACCUACUACUAAAUUAUGUUGUUAAAGGGAAAAAAGCAGCUUGCGUUGUUGUACUUGGGGACAUCGGACGUAGCCCACGGAUUCAGUACCAUGCAAUAUCACUCGCAAAGGAAGGAUACAUGGUGGACAUCGUGGGCUAUGGAGGUUCGGAUCCACAUAAACAAGUAACAGAUGAAAAGAACAUAUCAGUUCACACAAUGAUGGAACCUCCCGCUCUAUUCAGAGUGUUUCCAAGAAUCAUAGGCUAUUUUCUGAAAGUCAUCUGGCAGUCAGGUGUUCUAGGAUUUACUCUUCUCUUGUUGCCCAAGUCUGGAUAUACACUGCUUCAGAACCCCCCGGCCAUCCCAACUAUUGCCGUCUGCUGGCUGGUGUCGCUGCUGAGAUCCAGCCACCUGGUGGUGGACUGGCAUAACUAUGGGUACACCAUCCUCAGCCUUAGUCUGGGCAGGUCCCAUCCACUGGUGGCCUUCUCCAAGUGGUAUGAAAGAUUCUUUGGAAGAUUUGCACACUCCAAUCUGUGUGUGACGGACGCCAUGAGGAAGGACCUCCACGAUAACUGGGGUGUGAAAGCAGUGACGCUGUAUGAUCGAGCACCACAGAGAUUCCAAGCAACCUCUGUCUCCACUAAGCAUGACCUCUUCUCCAGACUGUGUCGAGAAUACCCUGUAUUUGCUGCGGAGUCACCAGAGGGUCCAGUAUUUACCAGCAGAGGCGAGUUGGGUGUGGAGGAGCGGAGGUCAAGGCCGGCACUUCUUGUCAGUAGUACGAGCUGGACAGAGGAUGAAGAUUUUGGUAUCCUGCUCAGUGCUUUAGAAAAAUACGAAGAGGCCGUAUCAACGAGGUCCUUGCCCUUACCUGACCUGAUCUGUGUGAUAACAGGCAAAGGUCCUCAGAAAGACUUUUAUAUGAAGAAGAUAUCGGAGAUGACUUUCUCUCACAUCAAGUUCUGUCUCCCAUGGCUGACAUCGGAGGACUAUCCACUCCUGCUCGGCUCAGCGGACAUAGGCGUGUGUCUUCAUAAGUCAUCCAGUGGGCUGGAUCUACCAAUGAAAGUGGUUGACAUGUUUGGCUGUGGCCUUCCAGUUUGUGCUGUGGAUUUUAAUUGUCUGCCCGAGUUGGUGAAGCACAGAGAGAAUGGGCUGGUGUUCCACGACAGCGAGCAGUUGUCCGAUCAACUGCAGGAUCUCUUGAAGGGUUUUCCAGACAACCAAUCAGCAUUGAGGAAACUGAGAAACAAUGUGAAGUCCUUUCAGUCGGUGCGAUGGCACGACCAGUGGGUCCGACUGGCCCUCCCACUGUUUCAGGACAAAGUGAAGACAGACUGACGUUCAUCAUUUACCUCUGUUUUAAUGUAUUAUUAAACAAGUUGUUAUCAAA